ACACACAGGGGAGCCAGGCAGCUAACCAUGGUGAAUGUAAAGAAACGGAAAGGUCGGGUCGUGAUUGACUCCGACUCGGAGGAUAGUGCGAGCGAUGAUAAUUUGGAUCAGGAGCUGCUGUCUCUUGCCAAAAGAAAGCGUGUGGAUUCUGAUGAACAGGAAGAGCCUGUUAGUAAACCUGCCGCCUCCACUGACUCUGAGACAUCAGACAGCGAUGAUGAGUGGACUGUUGGAGGCACUAAAACCAAAAAGAAGGGGAAACCGAGCAAAGGGCCUGAAAAGAAGAACACAGUCAAGAAAAGAAAGGGCAAAGCAGCUUCAUCUGGCAGCUCAAAUGGAGACAGUUCAGGAGAGAGUUCAGCUCCAGAGGAAGGUGAAGUGUCAGACUCUGACAGUAACAGCUCAUCCUCCAGCUCGGAUUCUGACUCUUCAUCUGAGGAUGAGGUUUUCCGGGACGGUUAUGGAGAUGAUCUAAUGGGGGAUGAGGAGGACCGGGCACGUUUGGAGCAGAUGACAGAAAAGGAAAGAGAACAGGAGCUGUUCAACCGUAUAGAGAAGAGAGAAGUCCUCAAGAGGAGAUUUGAAAUUAAGCAAAAAUUGAAGACGGCAAAGAAGAAGGAAAAGGAAGAGAAGAAGAAGAAACAAGAGGAGGAGCAGGAAAAGAGAAAACAGUCUCAGGUCCCAGACACUCAGGUGGUGAUGUCCCAUAACAAAGAGAGACGGAUAAAAAGAGAUGAGAAGCUGGACAAGAAAUCACAGGCCAUGGAAGAGCUGAAAGCAGAAAGAGAAAAGAGGAAAAACAGAACUGCUGAGCUCCUUGCAAAAAGGCAGCCACUUAAGACAAGCGAGGUCUACUCCGAUGAUGAAGAGGAGGAGGAAGAUGACGAUGACAAGUCUUCAGUAAAGAGUGACCGCAGCUCAAGGUCUUCAUCGUUUGAUGAAGAGGAGGAAAAAGAGGAAGCUCCACCCAAAUCCCAGCCUGUCUCAUUACCAGACGAGCUGAAUCGGAUCCGGUUGUCUCGGCACAAGCUUGAGCGCUGGUGUCACAUGCCAUUCUUUGCCAAAACAGUCACUGGCUGUUUUGUUCGAAUUGGCAUUGGAAACAGCAGCAACAAGCCCGUUUAUCGGGUGGCUGAAAUCAUUGACGUAGUGGAGACCGCUAAAAUCUAUCAGCUAGGAUCCACACGAACAAACAAAGGCCUUCAGCUCCGACAUGGAAAUGACACACGGGUCUUCAGACUUGAGUUUGUGUCCAAUCAGGAGUUUACUGAAAGCGAAUUUAUGAAAUGGAAAGAGGCGAUGAUGAUCGCAGGAAUGCAGCUUCCUACUCUGGAUGAGAUCAACAAAAAAGAGCAGUCCAUCAAGGAGGCCGUCAACUACAAAUUCAAUGACAAAGAUAUUGAGGAUAUUGUCAAAGAGAAAGACAGAUUCAGAAAGGCGCCACCAAACUACGCCAUGAAGAAAACGCAGCUUCUUAAAGAGAAGGCCAUGGCUGAGGAGAGCGGAGAUGGAGACAAAGCGAAAACACUUCAAGAUCAGUUGAAUGAGCUGGAGGAGAGAGCAGAAGCACUUGACAGACAGAGAACCAAAAACAUCUCUGCCAUCAGCUAUAUCAACCAGAGGAAUCGGAGCUGGAACAUUGUAGAGUCUGAGAAGGCCUUGGUGGCCGAAGGUCAGAACUCAAAGAACCAGCAGAUGGACCCCUUCACCAGACGGCAGUGUAAACCAACUAUGGUGUCUAAUGCAAGAGAUCCCUCAGUCCAUGCCGCUAUUUUAGCUCAUCUAAACCAGAAAUACGGUUCAGGCUCGGGCGCGGGCCAAGACAACAGCCAGCAGGCCAAUAAACAGUUGGGCCAGGCUAGCCAGAAAGACAAAGACGUUACAAAACCGACCAGCGACCUCUCAGAGGACCUUUUCAAAGUUCAUGACUUUGAUGUCAAGAUUGACUUACAGGUUCCUAAUGCUGAAGCAAAAUCUCUCUCAGUGAGUUCAAAUGCAUUGCCUGUUAAAGAUGGAGCACCACGCCGAUCUCUCAACCUGGAGGACUACAAGAAGAGACGAGGACUCAUCUGACCGAUGUUUCUAUCCUCCCUUGCAUGAGUGGACACCUGUGCUGAGAGUGUGAAGCUGUGGCCACCCCUGUGUGUGUGUGUGUGGGCGUGGGCGUGGGCGUGGGCGUGGGCGUGGGCGUGUGUGUGUGUGUGUGUGUGUGUGUGUGUGUGUGUGUGUGUGUGUGGGAGAGAGAGAGAGAGAGAAAGAAAGAGAGAGAGUGUGUAUGAUAAAGAGAGAGUAAGUGCUCACCUUUAAGACUGAGAGACUGUGUAAGUGUGUACGUUUCACCUGUUUGUAAGAGGAAAUACUCAUAAAUAAUGACAACUUUCAGGUCUUUUCCUGCAAAGGGUCACCUUUUUUUGAGAGCUGAAAAGUCCUCUGCGUUAUUUACAGCGUGUGCUGUCUCGAGAACAGAAAUGCAUUACCUCUGAUUCUCCGUUUCAUACCAAUGUAUGCAGCAUAUUUUCCUCCCUCUCAGACCCUCACAGAAACCACCCUUUUAUAUCCAAGCUUGUGAAUGACUAUCUCAAAGGACACUAUCAAAACAAAAAAGAGGACACAAAUCUUGGGUUAUUUUUUUCUGGAAAGUUAUUAGUUGUCGAUAUUGAUGAUUGGGUCUGCCUCGCUUUCUCGUUCCUCUUCAAGAAGCUCUGAGUUUUUCAAAAGAAAUGAAAAUCCUUUUUUCUCUCCCACACCCGCGUGUAACUCUGCUUGCCGGUUUAGAGGCCAAGGGCUCGACCAAUCAAAGGGGGAGUCUGACAAUGACAUCACACUCCCUAAAGAUAAACGUUUGUUUUCACGUGAGACAAUGAUUGACUAAACGUGGCUGCCAUGUUCAAGAAAACAAUGAGAAUCGAUGUAUGUUUUUGUUUUUACUGCUCUUUUUCUUCCAUAUCCCUCUGUCUCACUCGGAGCUGAUGUAAGUGUUAUUGAUCAUUAAUUAUUGAUGAAGUCUUUUAGUCAGUUCUGUAUCGUGGCAUGCAUUGUAAAUAAGCGAUCUUGAGUGAGUGCGGCUGAAUAAAGGAGG
This is a messenger RNA of Danio rerio (zebrafish), 3079 nucleotides long. It is a transcript of the gene rtf1, whose product is annotated as RTF1 homolog, Paf1/RNA polymerase II complex component. Gene Ontology annotation, cellular component: nucleoplasm; Cdc73/Paf1 complex. Gene Ontology annotation, biological process: stem cell population maintenance. The record is from RefSeq and is marked provisional. Lineage: Eukaryota; Metazoa; Chordata; Actinopteri; Cypriniformes; Danionidae. Gene Ontology annotation, molecular function: DNA binding.